This is a messenger RNA of Onychomys torridus (southern grasshopper mouse), 3354 nucleotides long. Its product is annotated as class II histocompatibility antigen, M alpha chain. NCBI's taxonomy places the organism in Eukaryota, Metazoa, Chordata, Mammalia, Rodentia, Cricetidae. The transcript is spliced from 7 exons. Gene Ontology annotation, molecular function: MHC class II protein complex binding. The coding region runs from base 2313 to 3098 and encodes 261 amino acids. Gene Ontology annotation, biological process: antigen processing and presentation of exogenous peptide antigen via MHC class II; immunoglobulin production involved in immunoglobulin-mediated immune response; positive regulation of T cell activation. The record is from RefSeq and is a predicted model, not a curated record. Gene Ontology annotation, cellular component: MHC class II protein complex; membrane.
CCUUGCACUUGCUAGGCAAGCGCUCUACCGCUGAGCUAAAUCUCCAACAGGUAGCAUUUUUACUCCACAAGCAACACACUUCCCUGUGGACAAAACAUCGGAGAACUGGAGCUACUCAGCUUUCAAGUGCCGGCGUCUCCAAGCAGUGGAAUGGCCCCGGGUGAAUUCCAGAGCAGAACCGGAGGGGAAGAGUAGGACUGUAGCCUAUGGAAGAAGGUGACCCAGCCCUGCCGCUCCUGGUUGUGGAGAACAUGGCCCCUCUGUCUGGUUCCUCCCGCCUGAGUAACUCCCGGUGGGACCCACCUGCUCCUAAGCCCUCCCGUGGAGCCCAAUUUCUUCUGCUGACCAGAAGAUCUCGGAAUUCUCUGCUGCCCGGACACACUGUGUAUUCCCUGACCACAGUUCCUAGGUGCAAGGGGAGAAGGGCUUUGCCAAAAGGUGACUUUAUUUGGGGUUUCCAUCUUAAUUCUGACCACACGCAAGUAUGGGCCUGUGAGCGAAAGCCAGCCUGUUUUCAUAUAGCCUGCGGGCUAAGAAUGGUUUCACAUUUUUUAAAAUGAUUGUUUUUAAAAAGCAAGAAUGUUUCAUGACACAUGGAAAUGAUGUGAAAUUCAUAUUUUAGUACCCAUAAAUAAAAAAGAGUUAAGGACAGAACUUCAGGGACCAUCAGUAGAGAUGAGCUGAGAGGGUCCAGUCGGUGAGGGAGAGAGCAGCAGGAGAGGCCUGAGAAGCGUGGGGGGCGAGGGCAGGGCAGAGCUGAGCCUUGUUCAAGAGGUUUUCCUGGCAGCCAGAGAGGCUUUCUAUCUGUUCCUCACAGAAAGUUUGCAGACUCUGGUUUAGAAUCCCAGGUGGGUGGCUGGGGUUUUGGCUCCCAGAUAGAAUGCUUGUCUAGGGUGUGUGAGCCCUGGGUUCCACCUCCAGAACUGUAAGAAGGCGGUUGUGUAGAGCAGCAGAUGGCUGUGUGCCCUGGGUCUCUCCCGUAGAGUGCAAGCCAUCUCCAGACUGUCCCCAGCCCUGAAACUGGCUCCUCAUCCAGACGCCUAGGAACAGGCACACCACACAUCGCUGUUCCACACUCGGAGCCGUACUGUUGUUUUGUUCUGCAUUUGGCUACAGUUGCUACUGUGAGGCCUUGAAAUAGGGCCCAGGUUUGGCAUGUCUCAGAAGCACUGACCAGACCAUGUGAACAAAGAUGAAUUGCUUGGGUUACUUAAUUGUUGCAUUAGAUCUUCCUCACUGCCUCCCCCUCCCCCUCUUUUCUCUAUCAAACUUGAAGCAUACACAGCAACAGUUUCUUCCUCACCUCCCACUCCUCAGCCCACCGCAAUCUGGAGUUGACUCCUACUACAAUCCAGAGGGUGUUCAGUCAUGCAUCCUUCAUCUUGUAAUUUUUGCCAGAGCGGACCCUCCUCAGCCCUCCUGCAUUCAGGGUGGCGCUGGGUAAUGCCGGCUUCACCCCCCCCCCCAAGCUUCUGUCACCUGCUGCUGCUCUGUUUCUCUCCCUAGGUGCUCCUGGCACUGCCAGAUUCGCGGGGAUUGGCAGUGGGAGUCUCUCUCUCUCUCUCUCUCUCUCUCUCUCUCUCUCUCUCUCUCUCCUCUCUCUGCUGCACCCACCCUCCAGGACUAGGUCUCCCUCCUGGCUUUCCUGGCUGUCUUCCCUGCAGAUUCUGCCAGCAGGAGGCACUGGCAAAAGAUGGAAGGAAAACCCAGAAACUUCCUGCUUCAGUCUCCGAUCCGGUGAUUGACAGUUGUGGCCCUUGGUGUGGUGGCAGCCAUGCCAGGACUCUGGACAACAGCCUCCCAGGAGAAGCUCCUUCUUCAGGAUCCUGUGCCUGGUGGCAGCUUCUCAGAAUAUGUCUCCACAGGGCAACUGCAGGCUGAAGUUGAUUCCAAGUACUGACCUCUGGAAGAUGCAAUGCAACCUAAGAGAGGCCAGCUGGAAUUUGUAGCCCCCGCGUUCCGAGUGAUUCGGCCUCGUUAUGGCGUUCUGCCGCCAGGCGGCGCUGCUCUGGAGACCCAGACAGCCACCUGCUGGAGCAGGGCCUUCCACCAGGAGGCAGAGGUCCCCAGAGCCGCCCUUCUUGGCCCAGCCUCCCCGCCCGGCUGGCCCAGAGUCAAGUCUUCAAGAGGUGGCUGGCCCCAAGCCUCUCCUUAGCGACUGAUGAUGUCAAAUUCUACACUUCUGUGAUUGGUUUAGCCGAAAUGAGACAGACAGCAAUUGGAGAUGCUCUGUGGAAACAUGAUGUGGAUCUGGAAGGGAGCUGGGCACCCGGGACUCAGUGGUAGCUCUCAUUUACUGAGGGUGUAAAGGUAUGGACAAUGAGCAGAAGCCAGGAGCCGGGCUGCUGCAGCUGCUGCAGUUUCUGUGGCUGCUCCCCCACACCUGGGCGGGGCCCGAAGCUCCUCCUCCGGUGUGGUGGGAUGGCCUGCAAAACCACACGUUCCGGCACACUGUGUUCUGCCAGGACGGGAACCCCAGCAUAGGGCUGUCUGAGUCCUAUGAUGAAGACCAGCUCUUCACCUACGACUUCUCCCGGAACACCCGAGUACCCCGGCUGCCCGACUUUGCAGGCUGGGCUCAGGAACAGGGAGACGCCUCUGCCAUUUCAUUUGACAAGGACUUCUGUGAAAUAUUGAUCCAGCAAGUGGGCCCGAAGUAUGAAGGGUUAAUCCCAGUGUCCAGAGGUUUGCCUGUGCCUGAGGUGUUCACACUGAAGCCCCUGGAGUUUGGCAAGCCCAACACGCUGGUCUGCUUCAUCAGCAAUCUCUUCCCGCCGACCUUGACUGUGACUUGGCAGCAUCACUUCAAACCCGUGGAGGGAGCCAGCCCCACGUUCAUCUCGGCCAUCGACGGGCUCACCUUCCAGGCAUUCUCUUACUUAAACUUCACACCAGAACCCUUUGACCUCUACUCCUGCCUCGUGACACAUGAGAUUGACAGCUACACACCAAUUGCCCACUGGGUACCCCAGAACGCCCUGCCUUCAGAACUCCUAGAGAAUGUGCUGUGUGGUGUGGCCUUUGGCCUAGGUGUGCUGGGCAUCAUCAUGGGCAUUGCCUUCUUCAUCUGGUCCCAGAAGCCUUGCUCAGUUGACUGAUUCUCGACCAGAGCUUGGAACAGCACAGGCCUUGCCCGCAGGGAUACCCACGCUUCUCGUGCCUACCCAGGCCUCUCAUUGGAGCAGAAGUCCCUGGGACUCCGCAGGAUGUGUGCCAGUGUGCAGGUGUCUCGGCUGAGGGUCUGCUGUCCCUGGACUUGCAUCCAGAACAGCCCGGAUCAGGAGCCUAGGGCAGCACCCACCACCGCCUCAUGCCUUCCCACUUCAAAGAAAUAAACCUUAUUUCUUAACAUUA